UUAAAGGGGGUUUCGGGGGAGCGGGAGUCCGUCUCUCCGAAGCUCUCAUCUCUGCGCUCCGCGUCCGUGGCAGCAUCCACUCACUCUUUUACUACUGCCUGCGAUGUGACUCCACGCCGUUCGCUGGAAUAUCACCCUGCGUGACAAGUGACGGAUUUUACGCGCACGCCACGCCGUCCUGUUUUCCAAAAUCAAGAGGACACCGCGGCAGCAGCCAAUGCCUUUUACCAUGACUGUGGGAUUAAUAACGAUUUUGUGUGCUGUUACGGCCGUUUUCACAAUGGAAGAAACAUUAAUGGACACCCGGACUGCCACAGCAGAGCUCGGGUGGACGGCGUACCCUUCGUCAGGGUGGGAGGAAGUAAGCGGCUAUGAUGAAAACCUCAACACCAUCCGAACGUACCAGGUGUGCAACGUCUUUGAAUCCAGCCAGAACAACUGGCUGCUCACCACCUUCAUUGCACGACGUGGUGCUCAGCGCAUCUACGUGGAGAUGCGUUUCACCGUCCGAGACUGCAGCAGUAUCCCACGGGUGCCUGGAUCCUGUAAGGAGACCUUUAACCUGUACUACUACGAGACAGACUCUGUCAUCGCCACCAAGGGUACGGCGUUCUGGAUGGAGGCUCCAUAUUUGAAGGUGGACACUAUUGCGGCAGAUGAGAGCUUCUCGCAAGUGGAUUUUGGUGGUAGAUUGAUGAAAGUGAACACGGAGGUGCGGAGCUUCGGCCCGUUGUCGAAAAACGGCUUUUAUUUGGCAUUUCAGGACUAUGGCGCAUGCAUGUCUCUGCUGUCUGUCCGUGUGUUUUAUAAGAAAUGCCCGAGCGUGGUGCAGAACUUUGCGAUAUUUCCAGAGACCAUGACCGGGGCAGAGAGCACCUCACUGGUGAUUGCUCGGGGGAUGUGCAUCCCGAAUUCUGAGGAAGUGGACGUGCCGAUUAAGUUGUACUGUAAUGGCGAUGGGGACUGGAUGGUUCCAAUUGGGAGCUGCACCUGCAAGGCGGGAUUCGAGCCGGAUAAUGGGAAUGUCUGUCGAGCUUGUCCUCCAGGAACGUUCAAGUCCAGUCAAGGGACGGGUUUGUGUCUUCAGUGUCCGUCCAACAGCAGGUCCACAUCUGAAGCCGCCACUAUCUGUGUCUGCAGGAAUGGCUACUACAGAGCAGACGGAGAGCAGCCAGACAUGCCCUGCACUAAAGAAAGAAACUCCGGUUUGGAACAACAUGAGGGUGUUCCCUCUGGACCAAGAAACGUCAUCUCUAUUGUGAACGAGACCUCCGUGACUCUGGAGUGGCACUCCCCGCGUGAGACGGGCAGCCGUGAUGAUGUAGUGUACAAUAUUAUUUGUAAGAAAUGCCAGGCGGACCGUCGUUCCUGCUCCCAUUGCGAUGAUAAUGUGGAAUUUCAGCCCGAGCAGCUGGGACUGACCGAAUCCAGAGUCUUCAUCAGUAACCUGCUGGCACACACUCUCUACACCUUUGAGAUCCAGGCGGUCAACGGAGUCACCAACAAGAGCCCGUAUCCUGCCCAACACGUCUCCAUAGACAUCACAACCAACCAGGCUGCUCCGUCCAUUGUUCCCAUAAUGCAUCAGGUCAGUUCGACGAUGAAAAGCAUCACGUUGUCAUGGCCACAGCCUGAACAGCCCAAUGGAAUUAUUCUCGAUUACGAGCUACGCUACUAUGAGAAGGAGCUGUCUGAGGUGAACUCCACGCAGGUGAGGAGUCAGACGAACACGGCUCGUGUGGACGGAUUACGGCCAGGCACCAUGUACGUGAUGCAGGUUCGCGCCAGGACGGUUGCCGGUUUCGGCAAAUACAGCAGCAAAAUGUGCUUCCAAACCCUCACAGAUGACGACUAUAAAUCGGAGCUGAGGGAGCAGUUGCCACUGAUUGCGGGCUCAGCCGCGGCUGGAGUGGUCUUCAUUGUGUCUCUGGUGGCCAUAUCUAUAGUCUGUAGCAGGAAACGAGCUUACAAUAAGGAGGCUGUAUACAGUGACAAACUCCAGCACUACAGCACCGGAAGAGAGCUCACUUUGAGGCCAGAUCUGUCCAACUGCCAGACACCCAUGGGCUGCCCGACUCUGCCAGGCUCUCCGGGGAUGAAAAUCUACAUCGACCCUUUCACAUAUGAAGAUCCUAAUGAAGCCGUCAGAGAAUUCGCCAAGGAAAUAGACGUCUCCACUGUCAAGAUUGAAGAAGUUAUUGGUGCAGGUGAGUUCGGGGAGGUGUAUAAGGGUCGACUGAAACUGCCUGGAAAACGAGAGAUCUACGUUGCCAUCAAAACACUGAAGGCGGGCUAUUCUGAGAAGCAGAGGCGUGACUUUCUGUCCGAAGCAUCAAUCAUGGGGCAGUUUGACCACCCCAACAUCAUCCGCCUAGAGGGUGUGGUCACCAAGAGCCGACCGGUCAUGAUUGUCACAGAGUUCAUGGAGAACGGGGCACUCGACUCCUUCCUUAGGCAAAACGAUGGGCAGUUCACAGUGAUCCAGUUGGUGGGGAUGUUGAGGGGAAUUGCUGCAGGAAUGAAGUACCUGUCGGAGAUGAAUUACGUCCACCGAGACCUGGCUGCCCGCAACAUCCUGGUCAACAGCAACCUCGUCUGCAAGGUGUCGGACUUCGGCCUGUCCCGUUAUCUGCAGGAAGACACCUCUGACCCCACCUACACCAGCUCACUGGGUGGAAAGAUCCCUGUGAGAUGGACCUCGCCAGAAGCCAUCGCAUACAGGAAGUUCACUUCUGCUAGUGACGUCUGGAGUUACGGUAUUGUCAUGUGGGAGGUGAUGUCCUUUGGCGAGAGGCCCUACUGGGACAUGAGCAACCAAGAUGUGAUCAACGCAAUAGAGCAGGAUUACAGGCUGCCACCCCCCAUGGACUGUCCCACUGCUCUCCACCAGCUGAUGCUCGACUGCUGGCAGAAAGAUCGGAACGCUCGGCCGCGCUUCACGGAUAUCGUCAGUACGCUUGACAAACUCAUCCGCAACCCCACCAGCCUUAAAGCAGUUGCCAGUAUACCCACUAUUCCGUCCCAACCGUUGCUGGACAGGUCCAUCCCAGACUUCACCACCUUUAGUUCUGUAGAGGAUUGGCUGGCUGCUGUCAAGAUGUCUCAAUACAGAGACAACUUCCUCAGCUCUGGCUUCACAUCCCUACAACUGGUCACCCAGAUGACUUCAGAGGACCUGUUGAGGAUAGGUGUGACUCUAGCUGGCCAUCAGAAGAAAAUCCUCAACAGCAUUCAGUCCAUGCACCUGCAGAUGUCCCAGUGUCAGACGGGCACAGCGCUGGCAUGACUACAGGGAGCGCCAGGCGACGGGCUGGGCAGCUUGCGGAAGAAUUACCAGCGGGUGAGCCCAAUCCCAUCGGAGCGCGCCAGAAUAGAGACUAUCAUCCUGAUCUGAGAACGUGUUUCGGGAGAGGAACCAUUAUCCCAUAUCCAACAGACCAGAUCGGAACAGGACCGCCGAGACUUGCAGGACAUCUGUUAACCUGUCGGCUGUUUGUCUCUUUAGGCUACAUUUACAGGGAAAAACUGAAGAAGCGGACUCUUUUGUCCUCUUCUUGUCAUUAAUUCUGUUUUAGUUACCUUCGCGUUGCUUAUCAAAAAAACCACAAUGACUAAUCAGAUUCUGAGACGUCUACAACGUUUUCUACAAGGUUCUUUCAUACUUCUUUUUUUCCACUAUAAACCUUCAAUCAUCACUGCUUCCUACUUACACUACCUGUCGAUCUCGGUAUGGCUGACAUUGCCAAAGGACAUCCUGUAUGCCUGCGUCCCAUCCCUAGGCCAUACAAGCAUAAAUGAUGUAUAUCUUUAAAUAAAUACGAGUAUAUCUUCAGAGUAAACCUUCAUAUUGAAGGUGAAGUGUAACGGACCUGUAUGUAAAUACCCUCUUCUUCCGCUUGCAUUUUUGGCAAUGUUGCGCGUUGGACCAGAACCGCCAAUUCUGCAGGACAUGAACUCGCUUACGUCAGCGUGACGCCACGAGAACAAUCUGGGAUCAACUCUGACUCUGUCAAUGUUGUGUAAAUAUCAGUUAGUUGUGUAUAAACUAGCGUUAAAAAGAUAUACUUUAGGUGAAAAAAGCUACGCAUUCAGGCCACUAAACAGUGUUUAUUGUAGGUGUUUCCAUGCUGAUGAGCACUUACGUGUACAGCUUUUCUUUCUUCUACUUAUUCUAGUCGUUCUUGUUAGUUUCGUGUCAGAGUGUUUGAAUGCGUCGACUAGCGUUGGGAGGGUGCGUAGUCACCGCCUAAACUAGCUAGUACACUUAAAUGUAGUUCCACUGUUAAUAAGCUGUUCUAAUGUUGGUCUUACAGGGUCUUUAAAACCGCUAAUCCAUUUCCAAGCACGUGUUUACAUGAUAAGCAAAUGGAAAGGUCGCAGACAGGAAACGAAGAGACUUGCGAAACCGCUGCCCUUCACCUUUUUUUAUCAGGCUGAGUCACACUUUCGGCUCCAGAUGUUUCUGGAUGACAUUGCUAAAUGCGGUACAUGUUCUUUCGUGUCAUCAGCUCUCCAUUUAUUUGUGUGUGUGUCUGGAUUGAACAUCUGUGUGACCCUUUAUGAACAGAUGCCUAAUGCCACCCCAUUGAGCACAUUCUACUUAAGCAGUCAGUGAAGCACUGGGAAACACACACACACAGGCUUUUGAUGGCUUUGGGCUGUUACUUUUUGGUUGCCAUGAAGAAAUAGCAGCAGCUUACUGACGAUGAUAAUAAUAAUAAUAUAGGUAACAUUACACAGAAAGUUGUCAACAUUAGUGAAAGUGACGUGACAUACAGCCAAGUAUGGUGACCCAUACUCAGAAUUCGUGCUCUGCUUUUAACCCAUUCAAAGUCCACACUCACAGCAGUGAACACACACCCGGAGCAUUCACUCCCCCCACCUACAAUUCCUGCCGGCCUGAGACUCGAACUUGCAACCCUUGGAUUGCAAGUUCAACACGCUAACCGUUAGGCCAUGACUCCCCCAUUAGUUAAUGCAUUAUGGAUGUAUAAACUAACAUUUCACAAUACUUCUUGAAAAAUGUAUUCAUCUAGGUUAAUGUUAAUUUUUGAAAAUACAAAACAUUUAAAGAUUCCAGGUUGUAUGAAUAGAUAUGAACACUGAAUGAACAUGAGUUAACAAUAAACAAUAGUGUGUGAAUAAUCUAAUUUAAAGAAGAUGAUAUAUAUGCAUGAACAAAUGUUAAUGAAUUAAACAUUAUUGUAAAGUGUUGCAAAUAAUAUUAAUAUUGUAACUGUAUAGCAUAAAAUGUAGCUUAAAGUGCUAAAAAAAAAUCAGAAUAUUAUUUUAAUAAAAACAGUAAGAUGAAAAAAGCAACAAACUAGAAGUGAAACAAAUUAAAUCCAAUUACAUAGAGAGACCUAAAAUAUUCAAAAGCCAACUUAAAAAUAAAUAUGUUAACCAAACAAAAAAAAUUGAAUGAUUGGGAGCUUGUCUAAUCAUUGUGUGCUGCAAAUAUUGUUGGCUUUUAUGAUAAAAUUCCUCAUUUGUAAGUUUAUUUGUACAAAAGUGUCUAGUUUGAAUAAAUAUAAAUGUAAUUGGUAAAAGGUUCCAGAUUUGAGGGUCAUAAUGGGUAAAAGCAGCUCCACAGGAUCUCAUAAAGUUUAGCAUUAAAGAACCCCAAUGCAAGAUUUGAAACAUUAGCAAUUGUACCAUUCAUUUGCCUGUUGUGAAUCGUGUAUGUGUGUAAUGAAUAAGCUGCUACAUUGCCUGUAAGUUAAUGAGACUCAUGGUUUAUGGUUAUUCGCUACAAGCAACACACACACACAGAUAUACCCAAGGUGUAUCACCUAAUUGGCUACAAUGAAUUUCACCAUGGCAACCAAAGAGUGUAUUGGCUCUUUGUUAAGGAAGACACUUUUACAGCUUCUGCCAAGAGGCUUAUUCUUUUGCAUGCGCACACACACUCCUCGGCUGUAUUCCAUUGAAGAAAGUGAAUCUGUUCCUUCAUACAACGGUGGUAGCGAUAAUGUCUGGCUCUUACACAAGCGUUAGCACUAGAUAAGGAUGUCUUCCCCUGCGCAAAGGACCAGAGGCAGCUCAAUUAAUGAUCACAAAGUAUCCUCACCGUGGCCUGCAUCCAGCUCGUUCGCAGUGGGGCGUAACCAAGCUGUCCAGCGUCCUGCCGCAUGGCCCAGCUGAAAAAUGGCUGACUUGCUCUCAUCGCUGUGGACACUCUGGGGAGGGUGGAGCCUGCUGGGAUACCUGCGGGUGCAGCACACAGACUGAGGAGAGUGAUGAAUGAGUGGGAGCAAGACAGAGAAUGAAAGAGAAAGCGUGAGCGAGAGACAGUAGAGAGUGCAGGAUAGGGAAAGAAAUUAGAAGAAAUGGGGAAUAAAGAAAGAAGAAAGUGACAGACAUUAGAGAUUAUAGUAUUAAGUCAGCAUGAAAUUAAAAUUUGACCCCAUUUUCUUUCUAACUGUUUCUUUCAACUUCUCCCCUCCAAGAAUAGAGUUUUUCUCUAUUCUUUUCACAGUCUAAUCAUGGUGGUUAAAAUUAAGUCGCAUCAUCAUAUCCUGUUUCAUUUAUAAUUACUGCAUAUUGAAGUGCAGUAGGUUGCAAAUGGCAUUUCAUGUUGACUGUAAGAGAGAGGGCUUAAAGUACAACAGUGGUUGACCAAUAUGGUUUUUUAAAAAUGCAAAAUGCCAAUAUCUAGAACAGGAUAGGGUUUUUUUUUUUUUUUUUUUGAUAAUAUAUAUUAUCCUUCAUAACUUAUGGGCUUAUUAAUAUAAUAUAAUUAUCCUAGAUAUUGGCGUCUCCCUAAUAUACAGCAGUUCAACAAUUUGGGGUCACUAAUAUAUAGAUAUUUUUAAGGAAUUAAUACUGUUAUUUAGCAAGGUUGCAUUUAAAUGAUCAAAAGUGACAGUAAAGACUAGUUACAUAUAUAUAUAUAUAUAUAUAUAUAUAUAUAUAUAUAUAUAUAUAUAUAUAUAUAUAUAUAUAUAUAUAUAUAUAUAUAUAUAUAUAUGUAUGUAUGUUGCAGACCCCACCCUGAAAGUCAUAUAUAGAACAUAACAUUCGUCAAAGAAUCUUGGGAUUUUUUUUUUUUUAGCAUUGAUCAGAGCAGCAAAGCAGCAUAUUAAGCUCCCAAGGAUAUUCAUUUCUAAAGGAUCCCUAGACACUCAAGACUGGCAUAAUGGCUGCUGAAAAUUAUAUUUUAAAAUGUUAAAUAGAAAAUUAUUUUUAAUUAUAAUAUUAUUCACAAUAUAAUGUUAUUUUACUGUAUUUUUGAUCAAAUAAAUGCAGCUUUGUAUACAGACCUUACACUUGUCCAGUUAAAAACUUUUUGUAAAAAGUUUUGUAAUUGAUGCAAAGAGGAUCUGUUAUUUCUGUUAAUCAGUCAUGUGUACACGCUAAAUGGUCAAAUAAUCAGUCUGGUCAAUAUAUCCAUUCAUCUAUCACUAUAUUGGCCUAAUAAUGGCAGCACUUCACCAUCUGCACAGACAGACUGAAGCUUAAUCAUAACCUAACGCACACGUACAACCAUUAAAGAUGUAUGAUUUAUAUUUGAAUAUGUACAUGAACGCAAUUGUUUCUAAUGCGAAUGUGUCUCUUUUAAACUCUCAUUUUGCACAUGUCCAACAAUUCAAUCGAGGAUAAUCUUCAUCUCUUACAAGGGUAUCCUCCUCUCGGAGGGUUAAGUGAACAGGCAGGGAGUGAGAGGAUGAACGGAAAUGAUUUGAGGCUAAUUUUAUCGCUCUUUGCCUGGAGUGUCGACACAUUGUAGAGUCUGGUGCGCGUUUGGCAGCGGAUCAGCGGCGAUGCUGUUACCGUGCCAACUGAAGUCUGAGCGGUGCAUGUAUUCACUAGCACGGCUCAGACUUCAUGGGCGCAAUCAAAUAGCAAGUUUGGAAUAAACAAAGACGUCGUCUAACAUCGCCUGUAGGAACAAGCUUGUGUUUUGUAUUGUUCUUUUUGCUUUCGCACUUAAAACGGCACAUUCAUGUCAAAAUGAUGGAGAAUUACUAUUGGCAAGCGAGAUUAAAAGCCAGAGAGUCAAAGGGUUCGAGAGACUGUUGAUAUUACUAGCAUGGCAUGGAUACUAGCUCCCACUUGUUUUGUAGAUACCGAACGAAGGAAAGCCCCCCUCACCUCACCGAGGCUGUAUAGUUAACUCUCGUUUCUUGUGAUGAGUAUGUCAGAAUUUGAAACUGUAACUUUCUGAGAACUAUUGUACUGAAAUGCACUCAAUAAAGACCUUGGAAAAGCUGAA
Molecule: messenger RNA, 8215 nt
Organism: Cyprinus carpio (common carp)
Lineage: Eukaryota; Metazoa; Chordata; Actinopteri; Cypriniformes; Cyprinidae
Product: ephrin type-B receptor 1-B
Biological process (GO): protein phosphorylation; axon guidance; cell surface receptor protein tyrosine kinase signaling pathway
Cellular component (GO): plasma membrane; neuron projection
Molecular function (GO): ATP binding; protein binding; transmembrane-ephrin receptor activity
Source: RefSeq, a predicted model, not a curated record